Molecule: messenger RNA, 981 nt
Organism: Saprolegnia parasitica CBS 223.65
Lineage: Eukaryota; Oomycota; Saprolegniomycetes; Saprolegniales; Saprolegniaceae
Exons: 4
Coding region: 134-847 (237 amino acids)
Biological process (GO): C-terminal protein methylation
Cellular component (GO): membrane; endoplasmic reticulum
Molecular function (GO): protein C-terminal S-isoprenylcysteine carboxyl O-methyltransferase activity
Source: RefSeq, a predicted model, not a curated record
AAGGUAUCCACGCGGCGCAAGUUCGGUUGACGUUGACGGAAUCGAAGCGCACUUAGCGAGAUGUGUCGCAUUUACAAGAGCCGAACAUUUGCUCGUCGCUGCUGGCCGGACGCAACACAUUAUUCGCAGGAGCAUGGUCUCGAUCCAGUUCACGUCGGACGUCGGGCUCGGCAAGGUGGCGGUCGCCGCCUUUGGCAUCGGCUUCGUCAUGGCCGUGCACCUCUGCCUCCUCUUCUACGUCGUCUUGGCGACAGACGCGGGCUGGACGUACCACAAUGCGACGUUGCAGUGGGCGGUCUACAUGGUGUGCCUCACGUUUUUCCACUUUUCCGAGUUCAUCUCGACGGCGGCCUUCAAGCCCGGCUUUGUGAGCUACGAGUCCUUUCUCCUCAACCACAGCGACGCGUACCAAGUCGCGCUCUUCACGAGCUGGGUCGAGUACUGGGUCGAGGCCUACUUCUUUCCCGACGCCAAGUUUCGCCCGCUCUUCAUGUGGCUCGGCCUUCUCCUCGUCGUCAUGGGCCAGUUCUUCCGCGUCGGCGCCAUGUGGACGGCGAAGAGCAACUUUUCCCACCGCAUCGAGAUCGCCAAGCGCAAGGACCACGAACUCAUCACGCACGGUCUCUACACGUACAUUCGCCACCCGUCGUACUUUGGCUGGUUCUACUGGUCGAUCGGCAGCCAAGUCUUCCUUUGCAACCCGCUCUGCACCAUCGCGUACACGGCCGCGUCCUGGAGCUUCUUCAAAGAUCGCAUUCCGUACGAGGAAGAGAUCCUGCUCGAUUUCUUUCCCGAGCAAUACCCAGCGUACAAGGCGCGGACGAUCAGCGGCGUCCCCUUUGUCUAAGCCCUCGCAAGAAGAUGAAUAUCUCAUUUCAAGUCCUGGAUCGGUGCACUUUCUCACUGCGAGCAUCUGCCCUCGCAGGCUGCACGCCGACCCCAUCACUCUUAAACAAGCCAAAACAUCGAGUACAUUGUCAC